Messenger RNA from Tarenaya hassleriana, 718 nucleotides. Its product is annotated as stigma-specific STIG1-like protein 1. The record is from RefSeq and is a predicted model, not a curated record. Bases 82 to 537 code for a protein of 151 amino acids. The transcript has a single exon. Lineage: Eukaryota; Viridiplantae; Streptophyta; Magnoliopsida; Brassicales; Cleomaceae.
UACAUUAGAUUCGAAGAUAUCGUACCAAUCCUCCAUUCUUCAAGAUUCUCUCUUUUGAUUCACACCAAAAGAGAAAAAAGAAUGAAGACCUUCACCAUAUCUCACUCCUUAGUUGUGUUAAUAAUGGCGUUUGCCAUUGCUACGGCAACACUGAGCCAAAAUUUACCAUUUGACGAGGCCAAUACGGACACGACCACCGGCCAAGAAGUGCCCGUUUCGUCGAGCCAUGCGGGUCGAUUUCUCUCGAGCAGAAACGACAAGUAUCGGGUGGUGGGUGCGAUGAUGACAUGCGACAGGUAUCCGAAAGUAUGUCGGCUAAAGGGCAGCCCAGGACGAGAAUGCUGCCGGAAGAGAUGCGUAGAUGUACGGAGCGACAGAUCCAACUGCGGGAAGUGUGGGAAGAAGUGUGGGUAUUCGGAGAUUUGUUGCAAGGGAAAGUGUGUGAACCCAAUGUUCGAUAAGAAACACUGUGGGGUUUGCUUCAACAAGUGCAAGAAAAGAAGCUCUUGCUCUUAUGGGAUGUGCAGCUAUGCCUAAUUUUUUUUUUUUUUAAAAGCACAAUCUGGUAUGCAAAAAGAUUUAUAUUGUCAUAAUCUUUAUUGGUUUGAUUAAUUGAUUCAUAAUUAUGUAACACUAUCAUUGUUUUACAUUAGUUAUUAUGAUUCAUGUAAUAUGUCAUGUAAUAAGGGAACCUGUAGUAGUAGUCAUGAAAUUGUAG